GGCGCUCAAGCAACUACGCAACUUCCGCUAUCAUCAUCAGCCAGCGACGUCUUUCCAGGCCGCGAGUGGUUCAACUGUAGCCUCCUGGUCCGAAAAAGAAAUGGCUCCAUCACCCACAAAGCGGAAGGAGGAUGAGAAAACUAAAGAUAGAGGUAAAGAGAAGACUGGUACCAAGGAUGGAGACAAAGAGAGGGGGAGGGAGAAAGUGAGGAAGCGCCGUAGUGCUUCGUCUGGUAGCAGCAGCAGCAGCAGAUCGAGCUCAACGUCCAGCAGCAGCUCGGGUUCCAGCUCGGGUUCCUCAAGUGGCUCCAGCUCUUCUGGCUCCAGCCGCACCGGAUCCUCAAGCUCUCGUUCAUCCUCCUCCUCCAGCUCCUCAGGCUCCCCGAGCCCUAGUCGCAGGCGCCAUGACAACCGUCGCCGCUCCCGCUCACCCUCUAAAACACAGAAGAGGGGAGAUGAUAAAGACCGAAGGAAGCGAAGCCCCACCCCAAAACCAACCAAGGUUCACUUAGGAAGGCUGACCAGGAAUGUGACCAAGGACCACAUCCAGGAAAUCUUUUCUACUUAUGGGAAAAUAAAGAUGAUAGACAUGCCUGCAGAUAGGCUCCACCUACACCUGCCCAAAGGCUACGCCUAUGUGGAGUUUGAGACUGCCGAGGAGGCUGCCAAGGCCCUCAAACACAUGGACGGAGGUCAGAUUGACGGACAGGAAAUCAGUGCAGCUGCUGUGCUGACUCAGCGGGUUCGUCUUCCACCUCGCAGGCUGUCUCCUCCUCCUCGGCGAAUGCCCCCACCACCACCAAUGUGGCGUCGCAGCCCCCCACGCAUGAGGAGAAGGUCUCGCUCCCCGAGAAGGCGGUCCCCCGUACGCCGCCGCUCUCGCUCCAGAUCCCCUGGUCGCAGGCGCCACCGCUCUCGCUCCAGCUCCAACUCCUCCAGAUAAAUAGUUGUUUUACCUUCAGAGAUCACAUGGCUUCAUAGAUUCUGACACCAGAUCAGCUGUAACUCUUACCUUCUUGAUGACUUCAACAGGAUUUAAAUCAUCAGGGUUUUUUUUUUGUUGCCAUCUGUAUACAUGGUAAGAGCGAAGAUGCUUUUGUCAUAUUUUGGGCUAAGAUUACUCUGAAAAGUUGGCUCUCUCUUUUUUUUUUUUAUGUUGUCUCCACAGACAUCUACCAAUGUUUUGUUUGAAAUGUGACGUAUUUUUACCUUGUAUUGAAUUUGUAGACUUGAAAAAUAAAAGUACAGAACUGUCAACAUCCUGAA
Messenger RNA from Gambusia affinis (western mosquitofish), 1266 nucleotides. Its product is annotated as RNA-binding protein with serine-rich domain 1-like. Lineage: Eukaryota; Metazoa; Chordata; Actinopteri; Cyprinodontiformes; Poeciliidae. Gene Ontology annotation, molecular function: RNA binding. The record is from RefSeq and is a predicted model, not a curated record. The transcript is spliced from 7 exons. Gene Ontology annotation, cellular component: ASAP complex; cytoplasm; nucleoplasm. Gene Ontology annotation, biological process: mRNA splicing, via spliceosome. Bases 101 to 943 code for a protein of 280 amino acids.